Messenger RNA from Molossus molossus (Pallas's mastiff bat), 2076 nucleotides. It is a transcript of the gene RTP4, whose product is annotated as receptor transporter protein 4. The coding region runs from base 37 to 1311 and encodes 424 amino acids. Gene Ontology annotation, biological process: detection of chemical stimulus involved in sensory perception of bitter taste; protein targeting to membrane; protein insertion into membrane. Lineage: Eukaryota; Metazoa; Chordata; Mammalia; Chiroptera; Molossidae. Gene Ontology annotation, cellular component: cytoplasm. The transcript is spliced from 2 exons. The record is from RefSeq and is a predicted model, not a curated record. Gene Ontology annotation, molecular function: olfactory receptor binding.
UGCGCAUCAAGCAACACUGGGAGCUACUUGCUAAACAUGAACUCCAAGCCUAAAGAGAAAAUGUUUUUGGAUUUUGGGACAUGGGAGCAAACACUUCAAGAACUGAUGCAAGAGGUGAAACCCCGGGACAGGUGGUGUCUGAAGCUGGAUGAGACUCUUAAGCCAGACUCUGUGGCCCAAGGGUGGAAGCAGUACCAGCAGAAGGCGUUCGGCAGGUUUCGAUGUUCCUCAUGCAAGCGAAGUUGGGCUUCCGCCAAAGUGCAGAUCCUAUGUCACAUGUACUUGGAGCGCCGGAAGUCCCAGGGCCAGGUGCUUAUGAGGCUCUUUGCUCAGAGGUGCAAGAAGUGUUCCAAGUCUCACUUUGAGAAGCCUGAGUUCUCCUUAGAUAGUGCCAUGAGGAUUUUGAACAACCUGGUGCGGCGUAUUCAGGAGAGAUGCUACGAGAACGGCAUCAGGAAGUUCGCGGAGAUCCCGGUGAUCCCGGAGGUGCCUUUGGAAGGGUCCCAUGACAUGGCCAAUUGUGAGGCGUGCAUUCUGGGCUUCUGUGCACAGAGCUUACAAAACUGCACAACACCAUCCAAAUCUCCUUUCCCCUACAUGGAGUUUCGGAGCUCCUUGCCUCACAGUGGUGACAUGUGCAGCCAAAACCAAGCCAUGAACCAGUCAGCCAAGGCAGAGAAGGCUCAGAGGAGAGGGAAUUCCUGUGAGCAUAAGAGGUCAGGGCCCAGCCAUGCCACUGCUGGAACCCAACUGCCUAGGACAGGCCCUCGGCCCAAACAAGAGACAGGCCAACAGCCCACACCAGGGGCAGACCAGCAGGCUGCACGCAGAACAAAGCCACAGCCCACCCAAGUAACAAAAUCUCAUCCCCCAGGGUGCACAAACCGACAGCCCACACAAGCAGUAGGUUCAUUACCUUCACCAUCUGCAAAUUCACUGUCUGCCCUGGGAACAGGACCACAAACCCCCCAGAAGACGUACUCUCAGGCUGUAAGGUGUGCCAGCCAACAGUCAAAACAGGAGAUACUUUCACAAGCCACACAAGAGGCAGGACUUCAGGCCCCAAGGGGAACAGACCCACAGCCCACACGGAGAGUAGGCCCCACAACUACACGUGGAUCUGACACCUGCAAUGAAAUUCAUGCUCUUCUGAGAAGGCAGGAGAGGUGUUCACCCAGAGGGCCUCCUCCAGAUGGCUUUUCCAGAUCUUCAAUGCCACCAAAUAAUUUUCAUGGCCCAGAUAACUUGUUCAUGUGGGGCUUUGUCUGUGUUGCUGCUCUAUGGGCCUUUAUUAUACGCAGAUACCUUUAAAUAGAAUGAUGAAAAUAGUCUUUUCUUCUCCUAUUGUCUUACUUUCAUGGUAUUCAAUGAACGAGCUGACAUUUUAAUAUGACAAAGAAUUUGCUUUGAGACCAAGCAAAGUCAAGUUUGUAGACUGGUUUCCUGGACUUCCUUUGUAGAUAGUCUAAAACGUGACCUAGCAGAUAAUAAACCAAUAAUAAACAUUUGUUUAAUAACUAAAAGGUGUUUGUCCAUCCAUUCACUUACCUAUUCAUUGGUAUCAAUAUAUAGACUGUAUCUCCACAGGAACUGAAGGUCAUGAGUGUUAUUAGAAAGGUAUUGUAUAGGCUGAAUAAUGGUCCCCCAAGGAUGUCCAUAUCCCAAUCUCCAGAACCUGUGAAUAUGUUGCUUUACAUGGAAAAAGGGACUUUGCAGAUGUGCUUAAACUAAGCAUCUUGAGAUGGGGAGAUUAUUCUGCAUUAUUAAGAUGGGCCCAAUGUAAUCCCAAGGGUCAUUAUAGGAGGGAGGCAAGAGGAUCAAAGUCAGGAAAAGAAGGAGAGAUAAUGAUGGAACAAGAGGUUGGAGUGAUGUGCUUUGAAGAUGGAGGAAGGAGCCACGAGCCAAGGAAUUCAGGCAGCUUCUAGAUGCUCAUAAAGGCAAAGAAGCAGAACCUCCAGAGGAACAUCUCUGCUUACACAUGACUUUAGUCCAGUGAGACUGAUUUUAAACUUCUGACCCACAGAAUUGCACUAUAGUAAAUUUGUGUUGUUUUAAGACACUAAGUUUGUAGAUCUA